GUGGGGAGGCGGGGGGCGAUGGAGAGGCGGCCGCCGCGGUGGGGCCUCAGGGGGCCGACGGCCGCGCUGCUCCCGCUCCUGCUCCUCUCUUUGUUCCCUCUCAGCCGGGAGGAGCUGGGGGGCGCCGGGGGCCGCGGCUGGGGCGCGGAGAUGGCUGCUGCCCCGGAGCCCGGGGCGCGGGUCGGUGGCGGGGCCUUAGCUCUUUGUCCCGAGCCUCCCGGGACCCGGGAGGACGGGGAGCCCGGCCUGGGAGUUGGGGAGCCUGUCUUCGUGGGGCUCCGAGGGGGGAAGCCAAGCGCCCAGAGUGGCCGAGGGUCCCCCGGGCAACCGGAUGCGGGGCUGGGGGCGGAAUACGGGGGCCAGGCACUCGGGAGCCGCGGGCGAGGGGCCGGCCAGGGCCCGGGGUCUCCGUUAUGCUGGCGCCCGGAGGUUCCCGCCUGCGGACGGACAGGACCGUCACGAAGAGACAGCUUGUCGCCAGAGGCUCCGUCCCCAGCGAACAGCUUGCCCUUCCCGUCGGACCUUCUGGUUCGGCCCCAGAGGCAUGCUGGGAGAAGCGCCCCCCAAAAAGUGGGAACUACGCGAUGCUGCGGGGAAUUGUGGGUGCCGGGGCGCAGGGGCCAAAGCGAGAGAAUCCUGGGCCCCCGAGCCGAGAGGACGAUCUCCGGGACGGACUGUCCUCCCGGGGCCGCGGGGCCUGUCCCGGGCCCGGCUUCAGCACCGCGCACGGCCAGGACAGCUCCCGCGCCGGGUUCAGCACCGCGCGGUGACCGGACAGCUCCCGGGUCGGCGCCCGAGCGCAUGCGCCCCCGCGGCCUCGUCCGCCGCCGCUUCCCCCCGCUGCGCCCGGGGGUCCCGGCCCCGCCCGGCCCCUGGAGGACACCCCUGACGAGCCGGGCCCGCCCCCGUCGCGCCGCCAACCGCCACCCGCAGUUCCCGCAGUACAACUACCAGGCGCUCGUGCCCGAGAACCAGGCGGCGGGCACCGCGGUGCUGCGCGUGGCGGCGCAGGACCCGGACGCGGGCGAGGCGGGGCGCCUGGUGUACUCGCUGGCUGCGCUCAUGAACAGCCGCUCGCUGGAGCUGUUCAGCAUCGACCCGCAGAGCGGCCUCAUCCGCACGGAGGCCGCGCUGGACCGCGAGAGCAUGGAGCGCCACUACCUGCGCGUGACGGCGCAGGACCACGGCUCGCCGCGCCUCUCGGCCACCACCAUGGUGGCGGUGACGGUGGCCGACCGCAACGAUCACGCGCCGGUGUUUGAGCAGUCGCAGUACCGGGAGACGCUGCGCGAGAACGUGGAGGAGGGCUACCCCAUCCUGCAGUUGCGAGCCACCGACGGCGACGCGCCCCCGAACGCCAACCUGCGUUACCGCUUCGUGGAGCCGCUCGCUCCGCGCGCCGCCGCAGCCGCCGCUGCCUUUGAAAUCGACCCGCGCUCGGGCCUCAUUAGCACCAGCGGCCGCGUGGACCGGGAGCACAUGGAGAGCUACGAGCUGGUCGUGGAGGCCAGCGACCAGGGCCAGGAGCCCGGGCCGCGCUCGGCCACCGUGCGUGUGCACAUCACCGUCUUGGAUGAAAACGACAACGCGCCGCAGUUCAGCGAGAAGCGGUACGUGGCUCAGGUGCGCGAGGACGUGCGCCCCCACACGGUGGUGCUGCGCGUCACGGCCACGGACCGCGACAAGGACGCCAACGGCCUGGUGCACUACAACAUCAUCAGCGGCAACAGCCGCGGCCACUUCGCCAUCGACAGCCUCACGGGGGAGAUCCAGGUGGUGGCCCCGCUGGAUUUUGAGGCCGAACGCGAGUACGCUCUGCGCAUCCGGGCGCAGGACUCCGGCCGGCCCCCGCUGUCCAACAACACGGGCCUGGCCAGCAUCCAGGUGGUGGACAUCAAUGACCACGCGCCUAUAUUUGUCAGCACGCCCUUCCAGGUGUCCGUCUUGGAAAACGCGCCCCUGGGCCACUCGGUCAUCCACAUCCAGGCGGUGGACGCAGACCACGGGGAGAACGCCAGGCUGGAGUACUCGCUGACCGGGGUGGCCCCCGACACACCCUUCGUCAUCAACAGUGCGACUGGCUGGGUCUCUGUGAGCGGACCCCUGGACCGCGAGUCUGUGGAGCAUUACUUCUUCGGGGUGGAGGCCCGAGACCAUGGCUCACCCGCUCUGUCCUCCUCAGCCAGCGUCACGGUGACUGUGCUGGACGUGAACGACAACCGGCCCGAGUUCACCACGAAGGAGUACCACCUGCGGCUGAAUGAGGAUGCCGCCGUGGGCACCAGUGUGGUCAGCGUGACCGCCGUGGACCGUGAUGCCAACAGUGCCAUCAGCUACCAGAUCACAGGCGGCAACACCCGCAACCGCUUUGCCAUCAGCACCCAGGGCGGGGCGGGGCUGGUGACGCUGGCCCUGCCCCUGGACUACAAGCAGGAGCGCUACUUCAAGCUGGUGCUCACCGCCUCCGACCGGGCCCUGAUUGACCACUGCUACGUGCACGUCAACAUCACUGACGCCAACACCCACCGGCCUGUCUUCCAGAGCGCCCACUACUCCGUGAGCGUGAACGAGGACCGGCCCGUGGGCAGCACCGUGGUGGUCAUCAGCGCCUCUGACGACGAUGUGGGUGAGAACGCGCGCAUCACCUACCUGCUGGAGGACCACCUGCCCCAGUUCCGCAUCGACGCCGACUCAGGGGCCAUCACGCUGCAGGCCCCGCUGGACUACGAGGACCAGGUGACCUACACGCUGGCCAUCACCGCGCGAGACAACGGCAUCCCACAGAAGGCGGACACCACCUACGUGGAGGUGAUGGUCAAUGAUGUGAAUGAUAACGCCCCCCAGUUUGUGGCCUCCCACUACGCGGGGCUGGUCUCGGAGGACGCCCCGCCUUUCACCAGCGUCCUGCAGAUCUCAGCCACUGACCGGGACGCUCAUGCCAACGGCCGGGUCCAGUACACUUUCCAGAACGGGGAAGACGGGGAUGGGGAUUUUACCAUCGAGCCCACCUCGGGCAUCGUCCGCUCGGUGAGGCGGCUGGAUCGGGAGGCCAGGCCAGUGUACGAGCUGACGGCCUACGCUGUGGACCGAGGUGUGCCUCCGCUUCGGACUCCGGUCAGCAUCCAGGUGACCGUGCAGGACGUGAAUGACAACGCCCCCGUCUUCCCCGCCGAGGAGUUCGAGGUUCGGGUGAAGGAGAACAGCAUCGUGGGCUCGGUGGUGGCCCAGAUCACGGCGGCGGACCCCGACGAGGGCCCCAAUGCCCACGUCAUGUACCAGAUCGUGGAGGGGAACAUCCCGGAGCUGUUCCAGAUGGACAUCUUCUCCGGGGAGCUGACGGCGCUCAUCGACCUGGACUACGAGGCUCGCCAGGAGUACGUGAUCGUGGUGCAGGCCACGUCCGCCCCGCUGGUCAGCCGAGCCACCGUGCACGUCCGCCUCGUCGACCAGAACGACAACAGCCCGGUGCUCAACAACUUCCAGAUCCUCUUCAACAACUACGUGUCCAACCGCUCGGACACCUUCCCCUCCGGCGUCAUCGGGCGCAUCCCAGCGUACGACCCCGACGUCUCCGACCACCUCUUCUACUCGUUUGAGCGCGGCAAUGAGCUGCAGCUGCUGGUGCUGAACCAGACGAGCGGGGAGCUUCGGCUCAGCCGCAAGCUGGACAACAACCGCCCGCUGGUGGCCUCCAUGUUGGUGACCGUCACAGACGGGCUGCACAGCGUGACGGCGCAGUGCGUGCUGCGCGUGGCCAUCAUCACGGAGGAGCUGCUGGCCAACAGCCUGACCGUGCGCCUCGAGAACAUGUGGCAGGAGCGCUUCCUGUCCCCGCUGCUGGGCCACUUCCUGGAAGGCGUGGCCGCGGUGCUCGCCACGCCCGCCGAGGACGUCUUCAUCUUCAACAUCCAGAACGACACGGACGUGGGGGGCGCCGUGCUCAACGUGAGCUUCUCGGCGCUGGCGCCGCGCGGGGCGGGGGCGGGCGCCGCGGGGCCCUGGUUCAGCUCCGAGGAGCUGCAGGAGCAGCUGUACGUGCGCCGCGCGGCGCUCGCCGCCCGCUCGCUGCUCGACGUGCUGCCCUUCGACGACAACGUGUGCCUGCGCGAGCCCUGCGAGAACUACAUGAAGUGCGUGUCGGUGCUGCGCUUCGACUCGUCCGCGCCCUUCUUGGCCUCGGCCUCCACGCUCUUCCGCCCCAUCCAGCCCAUCGCCGGCCUGCGCUGCCGCUGCCCGCUCGGCUUCACCGGAGACUUCUGCGAGACCGAGCUCGACCUCUGCUACUCCAACCCCUGCCGCAACGGCGGCGCCUGCGCGCGGCGGGAGGGCGGCUACACGUGCGUCUGCCGCCCGCGCUUCACGGGAGAGGACUGCGAGCUGGAUACGGAGGCCGGACGCUGCGUGCCCGGCGUCUGCCGCAACGGGGGCACCUGCGCGGACGGGCCCUACGGCGGGUUCCGCUGCCAGUGCCCGGCGGGCGGCGCCUUCGAGGGCCCGCGCUGCGAGGUGUCGGCUCGCUCCUUCCCGCCCAGUUCGUUUGUCAUGUUCCGGGGCCUGCGGCAGCGCUUCCACCUCACGCUGUCCCUCUCGUUUGCAACAGUGCAGCCCAGUGGGCUGCUCUUCUACAACGGGCGUCUGAACGAGAAGCACGACUUCCUGGCCUUGGAGAUCGUGGCUGGGCAAGUGCGGCUCACCUACUCCACAGGUGAGUCCAGCACGGUGGUCAGCCCCACAGUUCCAGGGGGCCUGAGUGACGGGCAGUGGCACACGGUGCACCUGAGAUACUACAACAAGCCCCGGACAGAUGCCCUGGGGGCAGCUCAGGGCCCCUCCAAGGACAAGGUGGCCGUGCUGAGCGUGGAUGACUGUGACGUGGCCGUGGCUCUGCAGUUUGGAGCUGAGAUCGGAAACUACUCGUGCGCAGCUGCUGGCACGCAGACCAGCUCCAAGAAGUCCCUGGACCUGACAGGCCCUCUGCUCCUGGGGGGUGUCCCCAACCUCCCCGAGAACUUCCCCAUGUCCCACAAGGACUUCGUCGGCUGCAUGCGGGACCUGCACAUUGAUGGCCGCCAAGUGGACAUGGCGGCCUUCGUGGCCAACAACGGCACUGUGGCAGGCUGCCAGGCCAAGCUCCACUUCUGCGACUCGAACCCGUGCCAGAACCAUGGCCGCUGUGCAGAGCGCUGGGGGGGCUUCAGUUGCGACUGUCCUGUGGGCUUCGGCGGCCGAGACUGUCGGCUCCCCAUGGCCCAGCCCCACCGUUUCCGCGGCAACGGCACCCUGAGCUGGGACUUCGGGAAUGACGUGGUUGUGUCUGUGCCGUGGUACCUGGGGCUGGCGUUCCGGACAAGGGCGGCGCAGGGGGUCCUGAUGCAAGUGCAGGCCGGGACGCACAGCACGCUCCUCUGCCAGUUGGAUCGGGGGUUGCUGUCCCUGACGGUGACCCGGGGCUCGGGCCGUGCUGCCCACCUCCUCCUGGACCAGGUGACCGUCAGCGACGGCAGGUGGCACGACCUGCGGCUGGAGCUGCAGGAGGAGCCAGGUGGCCGGCGGGGCCACCAUGUCCUCAUGGUCUCGCUGGACUUUAGCCUCUUCCAGGACACCAUGGCGGUGGGGAGCGAGCUGCAGGGCCUGAAAGUGAAGCGACUCCAUGUGGGAGGCCUGCCUGCCAGCAGUGGAGAGGAGGCUCCUCUGGGGCUGGUCGGCUGUGUCCAGGGGGUGUGGCUCGGCUCCACGCCUUUGGGGUCCCCAGCCCUGCACCCCCCCGCGCAGCGAGUGAACGUGGAACCUGGCUGUGUCGUGGACAGCGCCUGUGCGUCUGGGCCGUGCCCGCCCCACGCGGACUGCCGUGACCUCUGGCAGACCUUUUCCUGCACGUGCUGGCCAGGUUACUAUGGCCCGGGCUGCGUGGACGCCUGCUUCCUGAACCCCUGUCAGAACCAGGGGUCCUGCCGGCAUCUCCCAGGGGCCCCCCACGGCUACACCUGUGACUGUGUGGAUGGCUAUUUCGGGCAGCACUGUGAGCACAGGAUGGACCAGCAAUGCCCGCGAGGCUGGUGGGGGAGCCCGACCUGCGGGCCCUGCAACUGUGACGUUCACAAGGGCUUUGACCCCAACUGCAACAAGACUGACGGGCGGUGCCACUGCAAGGAGUUCCACUACCGCCCCCGGGGCAGUGACGCCUGCCUGCCGUGCGACUGCUACCCUGUGGGCUCCACCUCGCGCUCCUGUGCCCCACACAGCGGGCAGUGCCCCUGCCGCCCGGGUGCCCUCGGCCGCCAGUGCAACGGCUGUGACAGCCCUUUCGCCGAGGUGACAGCCGGCGGCUGCCGAGUGCUGUACGAUGCCUGCCCCAAGUCGCUGCGAGCUGGUGUGUGGUGGCCCCAGACCAAGUUCGGCCUUCUGGCCUCAGUGCCCUGUCCCCGGGGGGCCCUGGGUGCUGCCGUGCGGCUCUGUGACGAGGACCAGGGCUGGCUGGAGCCCGACCUCUUCAACUGCACCUCCCCUGCCUUUCGCGAGCUCACGCUGCUGUUGGAUGGCCUGGAGCUGAACAGGACAGCACUGGAUACUGUGGAGGCCAAGAAGCUGGCUCAGAGGCUGCGGGAGGUGACCGGCCACACUGACCACUACUUUAGCCAAGAUGUCCGCGUCGCUGCCCGCCUGCUGGCCCACCUGCUGGCCUCUGAGAGCCACCAGCAGGGCUUUGGGCUGACGGCCACUCAGGACGCCCGCUUCAACGAGAAUCUGCUGUGGGCAGGCUCUGCCCUGCUCGCCCCGGAGACUGGGGACCUGUGGGCCGCGCUGGGGCAGCGGGCGCCCGGGGGGUCCCCCGGCAGCGCCGGGCUGGUGCGGCACCUGGAGGAGUACGCGGCCACACUCGCCAGGAACAUGGAGCUCACGUACCUGAAUCCUGUGGGGCUGGUGACGCCCAACAUCAUGCUCAGCAUCGACCGCAUGGAGCACCCCAGUCCGUCCCGGGGCACCCGUCGCUACCCUCGUUACCAUAGCAACCUGUUCCGUGGUCAGGAUGCCUGGGACCCUCACACCCAUGUGCUGCUGCCUUCCCAGUCCCCACGGCUGUCCCCACAUGACGUUCUGCCCACAGGCGGCAGCGUGGAAAACUCUAGCUCUGCACGCGUGGCCCCCCCGCCACCUGCGCUGGAGCCCGAGCCGGAGCCGGGGACCUCCAUCGUCACCCUCCUGGUCUACCGCACGCUGGGGGGGCUGCUCCCCGCCCAGUUCCAGGCCGAGCGCCGGGGCGCCAGGCUCCCUCAGCACCCCGUCAUGAACUCCCCGGUGGUCAGCGUGGCUGUCUUCCACGGACGCAGCUUCCUGCGGGGCAUCCUGGAGGCCCCCAUCAGCCUGGAGUUCCGCCUGCUGCAGACGGCGAACCGCAGCAAGGCCAUCUGCGUGCAGUGGGACCCGCCUGGCCCGGAGGACCAGCACGGAGUGUGGACGGCACGGGACUGCGAGCUGGUGUCCAGGAACGGGUCCCACGCACGGUGUCGCUGCAGCCGGACGGGCACCUUCGGGGUCCUCAUGGACGCCUCCCCCCGUGAGCGGCUAGAGGGCGACCUGGAGCUGCUGGCUGUGUUCACGCACGUGGCCGUGGCCGUGUCGGUGGCCGCGCUGCUGCUGACCGCGGCCCUCCUGCUGAGCCUGCGCAGCCUCAAGUCCAACACACGGAGGAUCCAUGCCAACGUGGCGGCCGCCCUGGGGGUGGCCGAGCUCCUCUUCCUGCUGGGGAUCCACAGGACCCACAACCAGCUGGCGUGCACCGCGGUGGCCAUCCUCCUGCACUACUUCUUCCUCAGCGCAUUCGCGUGGCUCCUGGUGCAGGGGCUGCACCUCUACCGCGUGCAGGUCGAGCCCCGCAACGUGGACCGCGGCGCCAUGCGCUUCUACCACGCCCUGGGCUGGGGCGUGCCUGCUGUGCUGCUGGGCCUUGCCGUCGGCCUGGACCCUGAAGGCUACGGGAACCCCGACUUCUGCUGGAUCUCGGUCCACGAGCCCCUCAUCUGGAGCUUUGCAGGCCCUGUCGUCCUUGUCAUUGUGAUGAGCGGGACCAUGUUUCUCCUGGCUGCCCGCGCGCCCUGCGCCUCCGGGCAGAGGGAGGCCAAGAAGACGUCUGCGCUGACCCUUCGGAGCGCCUUCCUGCUCCUGCUCCUGGUCAGCGCCUCCUGGCUCUUCGGGCUCCUGGCAGUCAACCACAGCGUCCUGGCCUUCCACUACCUCCACGCCGGGCUCUGCGGGCUCCAGGGCCUGGCCGUGCUGCUGCUCUUCUGUGUCCUGGAUGCCGACGCCCGGGCCGCCUGGACGCCCGCCUGCCUGCGCAGGAAGCCGGUGCCCGAGGAGGCCAGGCCCGCGCCGGGGACGGGGCCUGGGGUUUACAACAACACGGCCCUCUUCGAGGAGAGCGGCCUCAUCCGCAUCACCCUGGGCGCCUCCACCGUCUCCUCCGUGAGCAGUGCCCGCUCCGGCCGGGCCCAGGACCAGGACAGCCAGCGGGGCCGGGGCUGCCUCAGGGACAGCGUCCUGGUCCGACACGGCUCGGCUGCGGACCAUACUGACCACAGCCUCCAGGCUCACGCCGGCCCCACAGACCUGGACGUGGCCAUGUUCCAUCGAGACGCUGGCGGAGGUGCAGACUCCGACUCCGACAGCGACCUGUCCUUGGAGGAGGAGAGGAGUCUGUCCAUCCCGUCCUCCGAGAGCGAGGACAACGGCCGGCCGCGGGGGCGUUUCCAGCGUCCGCUCUGCCGGGCCGCCCAGAGCGAGAGGCUCCUCAGCCACCCCAAAGAUGUGGACGGCAAUGACCUCCUGUCCUACUGGCCCGCCCUGGGCGAGUGUGAGGCUGCGCCCUGCGCUCUGCAGGCCUGGGGCUCCGAGAGGCGCCUGGGGCUGGACACCAGCAAGGACGCGGCCAACAAUAACCCGCCGGACACGGCCCUGACCAGCGGCGACGAGACCUGCCUGGGCCGGGCCCAGCGCCAGAGGAAAGGCAUCCUAAAGAACCGGCUGCCGUGCCCACUGGUGCCACAGCCCCGAGGCACCCCUGAGCUGUCCUGGUGCCGCGCAGCCACCUUGGGCCACCGCGCCGUGCCGGCGGCCUCCUACGGCCGCAUCUGUGCCGGGGGCUCGGGCAGCCUCUCGCAGCCGGCCAGCCGCUACUCCUCCCGCGAACAGCUGGACCUGCUCCUCCGGCGGCAGCUGAGCCGCGAGCGGCUGGAGGAGGCCCCGGGCCCUCUGCUGCGCGCCCUCAGUCGGCCGGGCUCCCAGGAGCGCCUGGCUGCUGCGCCCGGCCGCCCGGAGCCCAGGGACCGGGGCAGCACCCUGCCGCGGAGGCAGCCGCCCCGGGACGGCCCCGGCGCCGCCGGCCGCUUCCGGUCACGGGAUGCGCUGGACCUGGGCGCGCCCUGCGAGUGGCUGCGCACGCUGCCCCCGCCCCACAGCGCCCGGGACCGGGACCCACCGCCCCCGCCUCGGCCCCUGUCUCCCCAGCGGCAGUUCUCCAGGGACCCCCUCUUGCCAUCCCGGCCCCUGGACUCUCUGUCCCGGAGCUCGAACUCAGGGGAGCGGCUGGACCAGGUGCCUAGCCGGCACCCCUCGCGCGAAGGCCUGGGGCCCCCCCCACAGUUGCUCCGAGUCCGGGAGGACCCGGCCCGCGGCCCCUCCACCGAGCAGCUGGACAUCCUCUCCUCUAUCCUCGCCUCCUUCAACUCCUCGGCCCUCUCCUCCUCCGUGCAGUCCUCCAGCUCGCCCUCCGGCCCCCACACCACGGCCACGCCUUCCGCCACGGCCUCCGCGCUGGGGCCCUCCACGCCGCGCUCGGCGACGUCCCACAGCAUCUCGGAGCUGUCGCCUGACUCGGAACCGGGGGACACCCAGGUACUGCGGACCACCACGGAGGCAAUGGAGCGGAGGAGGCGGGACUACCGUGUGGAGCGGCAGCUGCUGGACCAGGAGCAGCUGGAGGAGCUGGGGCGCUGGGGCCCGGCACCCCGGACCCGCUGGUGGCGAACCUCUUUGCAGUGCUCCCGGGCCCGGGCCCGAGCCCUGCUGCUGCAGCACCUGCCUGUCGUGGCCUGGCUGCCCCGGUAUCCUGUGCGCGAGUGGCUCCUGGGCGACCUGCUGUCUGGCCUGAGCGUGGCCAUCAUGCAGCUGCCACAGGGCCUGGCCUACGCCCUGCUGGCUGGACUGCCCCCUGUGUAUGGCCUCUACAGCUCCUUCUACCCUGUCUUUAUCUACUUCCUGUUUGGCACUUCCCGGCACAUCUCGGUGGGCACCUUUGCUGUCAUGUCCGUGAUGGUGGGUAGCGUGACGGAAGCCCUGGUCCCGGACGAGGCCGUGAACUCCACCGUCAACGUGACGGCCAGGGAUGCUCACCGGGUGCAGGUGGCCUCCUCUCUCAGCGUCCUGGUGGGCCUCUUCCAGGUGGGGCUGGGCCUGGUGCACUUCGGCUUCGUGGUCACCUACCUGUCCGAGCCGCUGGUGCGCGGCUACACCACGGCCGCCGCCGUGCAGGUCUUCGUCUCGCAGCUCAAGUACGUGUUCGGCCUCCAGCUGAACAGCUUCUCUGGGCCGCUGUCCCUCAUCUAUACGCUGCUGGACGUCUGCUGGAAGCUGCGCCAGAGCGUGGUGGGCGCCGUGGUCACGGCCGCCGUGGCAGGGCUGGUGCUGGUGGCCGUGAAGCUGCUGAACCACAAGCUGAAGCGACACCUGCCCCUGCCGCUCCCCGGGGAGCUGCUCACGCUCAUCGGGGCCACGGCCAUCUCCUACGGCGUGGGCCUCCAGCACAGGUUCGGGGUGGAUGUCGUGGGCAGCAUCCCUGCAGGGCUGGUGCCCCCCGUGGCCCCCAGCCCCCAGCUGUUCGCCAGCCUCGUGGGCAACGCCUUCGCCAUCGCCGUGGUGGGGUUCGCCAUCGCCAUCUCCCUGGGGAAGAUCUUCGCCCUGAAGCAUGGCUACCGGGUGGACAGCAACCAGGAGCUGGUGGCCCUGGGCCUCAGCAACCUCAUCGGGGGCGUCUUCCAGUGCUUCCCCGUGAGCUGCUCCAUGUCCCGGAGCCUCGUCCAGGAGAGCGCCGGGGGCAACACGCAGGUGGCCGGAGCCGUCUCCUCCCUCUUCAUCCUCAUCAUCAUCCUCAAACUUGGGGAGCUCUUCCAAGACCUGCCCAAGGCGGUCCUGGCGGCCAUCAUCAUCGUGAACCUGAAGGGCAUGCUGCUGCAGUUCCGGGAUGUCUGCUCCCUGUGGAGGGCGAACCGCGUGGACCUGCUCAUCUGGCUGGUGACCUUCGUGGCCACCAUCCUGCUGAACCUGGACCUGGGCCUGGCCGUGGCCGUGGCCUUCUCGCUGCUGCUCGUGGUGGUCCGCACGCAGCGGCCCCACUAUUCUGUCCUGGGGCAGAUUCCAGACACAGAUGUUUACAGAGACGUGGCAGAGUACGCAGAGGCCAGGGAGGUCCCGGGCGUGAAGGUCUUCCGUUCCUCGGCCACUGUGUACUUUGCCAACGCUGACCUCUACAGCGACGCGCUGAAGCAGAGGUGCGGCGUGGACGUCGACCACCUCAUCUCCCGGAAGAAGAAGCUGCUCCGGAAGCAGGAGCUGAAGCUGAAGCGCCUGCGGAGGAAGGCCCAGAAACAGGCCCAGAAACAGGCCGCUGCCUCCACGGGCACUUCUGUCCCCAUCGAUGUCAACACCAGCGACGGCGCCAUCAAGAGCCAGGAUGAGGACGGCCCCAAGGCCCAGCAGGUGAGCACGGAGCAUGAACUAGCGGAGCCAGCGGCCAGCGGGCAGGAAGGUGCCCAGGCCCCAGACGGGUGCACGCUGAAGAGCCUGGGCCUGUCCCCGCCCGCCUUCCACAGCCUCGUCCUGGACCUGGGCGCCCUCUCCUUCGUGGACACCGUGUGCAUCAAGAGCCUGAAGAACAUUUUCCGUGACUUCCGGGAGAUCGAGGUGGAGGUGUACAUGGCCGGCUGCCAAGCCCCCGUGGUCGCCCAGCUGGAGGCCGGGCACUUCUUCGACUCGUCCAUCACGAAGCAGCACCUCUUCGCCUCCGUCCACGACGCCGUCCUCUUCGCCCUCCAGCACCCGCGGUCCGGCCCCGUCAGCCCUGUUCUGGUCACCAAGCUCUGACCUCGCUGCCACCUGCGGAGACGGCCGCCUCUGGGCUGCGCGGGGCUGAGCACCCCCAUCCGCUCCGGAUGUCACUCGGGAGUCCCCUCCGCACACACACACACGACUCAGGGAUGGAGGGCCCGACUCCACACACACUGCCGUCGCCUGGGCUGGGCCCUGGCCAGGUUGGGGGUGGGCAUGAGUGUUUUCAGCUUCAGGAAUAAAGACUCAUUUGCCCAACACCCGGCUCUGCUGUGACUGGUGGGCACCAGGGGGCCGCGGCCCUGGCCCCUGACUCUUGUUAUGCCCCAAAGUGGGAACUGGCGUUAAAUGUCGGGAGCCAGGGUGCAGAAGGCGGGCCAGGCCCAGGGCGGGGCACCCAGGCUCCUGUUUUCCCAGCCACACAGCCCUGGCGCUGGGCCUCCCUGGUGCAGUCGCUGGGCCUCCCUGGUGCAGUCGCUGGGACCAGCUGCCUCAGGAAGGGCCUGUCCUCGGGGUCCCCCUGUAGGGUCGGGCAGGGCAGGCCUCCGGGCAGCCGGGGAGGGAGGGUGUCUGAGCAACCGGCGGAAGCGCCCGCGCUCACAGGUGCGGCUGGUCCCACUUAGAGGUAAGAGUGCGGGUGACUGAUUUGCUUGGGAAAAUGCCGCUGUUAGAGGUCACCUGGGCUCUGCAGGUCAAGGUCAGCCAAUCUCCGCCUAAAACGCCAACAUCUGCCCCGGAUGGUAUGCUCAGUGGGUAGAGCGUCGGACUGGGGACUGAAAGGUCCCGGGUUCGAUUUCGGUCAGGGGCACAGGCCCGGGUUGCAGGCUCGAUCCCCA
Myotis myotis is the source of this 12932-nucleotide messenger RNA. RefSeq names its product cadherin EGF LAG seven-pass G-type receptor 3. Bases 19 to 12132 code for a protein of 4037 amino acids. The transcript is spliced from 54 exons. Gene Ontology annotation, biological process: transmembrane transport; G protein-coupled receptor signaling pathway; cell surface receptor signaling pathway. Gene Ontology annotation, cellular component: plasma membrane. Gene Ontology annotation, molecular function: bicarbonate transmembrane transporter activity; G protein-coupled receptor activity; calcium ion binding. The record is from RefSeq and is a predicted model, not a curated record. Lineage: Eukaryota; Metazoa; Chordata; Mammalia; Chiroptera; Vespertilionidae.